Backusella circina FSU 941 is the source of this 626-nucleotide messenger RNA. The record is from the annotation of a GenBank genome assembly. Lineage: Eukaryota; Fungi; Mucoromycota; Mucoromycetes; Mucorales; Backusellaceae.
ACAAAAUAACCAAAAGGCUACACUUUUCUACAUUGGUUCUAAUGUUAUUAAUUAUCCAGCUGCCGCUAAACUUGCCUUCAAUGAUGGACAUCAAAUCUGUUCACACACUUGGUCACAUCCACCCAUGACAACAAUCAGUAAUGAACAAGUCGUUGCGGAAUUUUACUGGUCUCUCAGAGCCAUCAAAGAAGCCACCGGUGUCACACCCAAGUGCUGGCGUCCUCCACAGGGCAAUGUGGAUGAUCGUAUUCGUUCUAUCGCUUGGCAGAUGGGUAUGCAUACUGUUGGCUGGAACGAUGAUACCUUUGAUUGGGACAUGCCUGCACCUGGAGGUGGAGACCUCCCUCCUUCCGAGGUCGAUAAGAAGUUUAGCACUUGGAUCGCCGAAGAAAAUGCUGGUCAACUUUCCUCUGGUCUUUUGGUUCUUGAGCACGAAUUAAAUAGUGCCACUGUCAAUAUGUCAAUGCAUUGGUUGCCAGAUCUCCAAAAGUCAUUUAACGUUAUUCCUGCACUUGCAUGUAACAAUGUCACGCAGCCUUAUUGGGAACAGAAUUAUGUGUAUCCUCUUUCUAACAAACCUGCUGUGAAGAAGUAAGAAAGGGGUAAAAAAGAAGAUAUCAGGCAUA